UGUCUGUUCAGGAUCACACCGGUUUCCAACAGAGAAUCAGGCUACCGCCGCAGGGGCUCAGAAAUUACUCAGCGCAGUUCUGCAGACUCCGGAUUUCUCCUGUCUUCCUUGCUCGCCUACCAGCUGCAGGCUCAAGCUCCAAGCUGGGCUACCCCAGGCCGCCCACCACCCGGCUCCGCCUGGAACAGCCACGUGGUCCUAGCGAGCUGGAACCAACCCUUCCGGAUCAUAGAGCUCCCCCGAGGCUGGAGCAAGAGCGCCCUCUCACGCAUGCGCCCACUACCUCCCAGGCUACCCGCUUUCCCCGCCCCCCGGGCCGGCUCCGGCCUAUAAGAGGCUCGAGGUUGACGUCAGCGUCCUCUUCCGCCCGCUCUGUCCCCACCAGCGAGACAGGGCAGCAGCCGCCGCCAUUACCGGUCCCCUCCUCUUCUCCGACCUCGGGGAAUCCACCGCCAUCCGCCGCCAUGGUGAACUUUACAGUAGACCAGAUCCGGGCCAUCAUGGACAAAAAGGCCAACAUCAGAAACAUGUCUGUGAUCGCCCACGUAGAUCAUGGCAAAUCCACCUUGACUGACUCUCUGGUAUGCAAAGCUGGUAUCAUUGCCUCAGCCCGUGCUGGUGAGACUCGCUUCACUGACACGAGAAAAGAUGAGCAGGAAAGGUGCAUCACUAUCAAAUCCACAGCUAUCUCUCUCUUCUAUGAGCUGUCUGAGAACGACUUGGCCUUCAUCAAGCAGAGCAAAGAUGGUUCUGGUUUCCUGAUUAACUUGAUUGACUCUCCUGGGCAUGUGGACUUCUCUUCAGAGGUUACUGCUGCUCUUCGUGUCACUGAUGGUGCUCUGGUUGUAGUAGACUGUGUCUCUGGUGUGUGCGUACAAACAGAGACUGUACUGCGUCAGGCCAUUGCUGAGAGGAUCAAGCCUGUCCUGAUGAUGAACAAGAUGGACCGAGCCUUACUGGAGCUGCAGUUGGAUCCAGAGGAACUGUACCAGACAUUUCAGCGUAUCGUGGAGAACGUCAACGUCAUCAUCUCCACGUACGGAGAAGGAGAAAGUGGCCCCAUGGGAAACAUCAUGAUUGAUCCAGUGCUAGGUACUGUUGGUUUUGGUUCUGGCCUGCAUGGCUGGGCUUUCACCUUGAAACAGUUUGCUGAGAUGUAUGUUGCAAAGUUUGCUGCAAAGGGUGAUGCUCAAUUGAAUCCUGCUGACCGUGCCAAGAAAGUAGAGGAUAUGAUGAAGAAACUGUGGGGAGACAGAUAUUUUGAUCCUGCUACUGGCAAGUUCAGCAAAUCUGCCACCAGCCCUGAUGGAAAGAAACUGCCCAGAACUUUCUGCCAACUGAUCCUAGACCCCAUCUUCAAGGUUUUUGAUGCAAUCAUGAACUUCAAGAAAGAGGAGACAGCUAAACUGAUUGAGAAACUAGACAUCAAGCUGGAUAGUGAGGAUAAGGACAAGGAGGGCAAACCCCUGCUGAAGGCUGUGAUGAGGCGCUGGCUACCUGCUGGAGAAGCUCUACUGCAGAUGAUCACCAUUCACCUCCCAUCCCCUGUUACAGCUCAGAAAUACCGCUGUGAGCUGCUAUACGAGGGACCCCCUGAUGACGAGGCUGCCAUGGGUAUUAAGAACUGUGACCCCAAAGGCCCCUUGAUGAUGUACAUCUCUAAAAUGGUGCCAACCUCUGACAAGGGCCGCUUCUAUGCUUUUGGGCGUGUCUUCUCUGGUCUCGUCUCUACUGGCUUGAAAGUCAGAAUCAUGGGACCAAACUAUACACCUGGCAAGAAGGAAGACCUGUACUUGAAGCCAAUCCAAAGGACCAUUCUGAUGAUGGGCCGCUACGUUGAACCCAUUGAGGAUGUGCCUUGUGGUAAUAUUGUUGGUCUGGUUGGUGUUGACCAGUUCCUGGUGAAGACUGGAACAAUCACCACCUUUGAGCAUGCUCACAACAUGAGAGUGAUGAAGUUCAGUGUCAGUCCUGUGGUGCGUGUGGCUGUUGAAGCAAAGAACCCAGCUGACCUGCCCAAGCUAGUGGAAGGGCUGAAACGUUUGGCCAAGUCUGACCCUAUGGUGCAAUGCAUCAUUGAGGAGUCUGGCGAGCACAUCAUAGCUGGUGCAGGGGAGCUGCAUUUGGAGAUCUGCCUGAAGGAUCUGGAAGAGGACCAUGCAUGCAUUCCAAUUAAGAAAUCUGACCCUGUGGUGUCUUACCGUGAGACGGUCAGUGAGGAAUCCAACGUGAUGUGCCUUUCCAAGUCCCCCAACAAACACAACAGGCUGUACAUGAAGGCCCGCCCCUUCCCAGACGGUUUGGCUGAGGACAUUGACAAAGGUGAUGUUGCUGCCCGCCAGGAGUUGAAGCAGCGUGCUCGCUACUUAGCUGAGAAGUAUGAGUGGGAUGUUAGUGAAGCCCGUAAAAUCUGGUGCUUUGGUCCUGAUGGCACUGGUCCCAACAUCCUGACUGACAUCACCAAAGGAGUGCAGUACCUGAAUGAAAUCAAGGACAGUGUUGUGGCUGGCUUCCAGUGGGCAACUAAAGAGGGAGCUCUGUGUGAGGAGAACAUGCGUGGAAUUCGUUUUGAUGUGCAUGAUGUGACCCUGCACGCUGAUGCCAUCCACCGUGGUGGUGGGCAGAUAAUCCCUACUGCCAGGAGGUGCCUCUAUGCCUGUGUGCUUACUGCACAGCCAAGACUCAUGGAGCCCAUCUAUCUUGUAGAAAUCCAGUGCCCAGAGCAAGUAGUUGGUGGCAUCUAUGGUGUCCUGAACAGGAAGCGUGGCCAUGUCUUUGAGGAGUCCCAGGUGGCUGGUACUCCCAUGUUUGUUGUCAAGGCCUACUUGCCUGUCAACGAGUCUUUUGGCUUCACAGCUGACUUGAGAUCCAACACAGGUGGCCAGGCCUUCCCCCAGUGCGUGUUUGACCAUUGGCAGAUCCUGCCUGGGGACCCAUUUGACAGCACCAGCCGUCCCUGCCAAGUUGUAGCUGAGACCCGCAAACGCAAAGGGCUGAAAGAAGGCAUUCCAGCACUGGACAACUUCCUGGACAAAUUGUAAAAGAUUCCCCACCAACAUCGGCUCAAAGUCACUAUUGUUGGACUCUGAAUAAACCUAACUAGUGUAACAUCAAUGCAGCAGGCAAAUGGUAGACUGCAGUGACCAUCUUUUUGCAUUAACACCUAAUUGGUUUCAUAGCAAUUUGAGACUUUCAAAGGGAAAAAAAAACCUCAUUGAUAUUCAGCCUUAUAGGUUUCUGUGUUGAACAUGAUGCAUUGGGGUCCCACUCGGUGCCAUUGUAACUUAAAACAUUUCCACUUAAUGCAACUAGAGUUGCCUGGCUCCAUAUUUAUUUGACACAAUGAAGGAAGCAGCUCUGUUUUCCUUCCUGCAGGGGUUAUUUGGCAAAAAGCAGGGUGGUAUGGUUGUAGUGGGGGGGGAAAGGGGGUAGCACUUGGCUCUAACCUCUCCAAGGGGAUCACUCAAUGCCCAACAGAUUGCAAGCCAAGCGGGACAAGUGCAUUAAGAGGGUUUGCUUGGGUUAAUGGCCUGUAGUGGGUUUGUUCAGGGGAGGGGGAUAUGGAAGGGAAUUUCUAGUUGGGCAGAAACUAGAAGGCAGGAAGCUCUUGUGCAGUGUGAUUGUCAUCAUGAACAUCAACAAGUGUAUUAGUGCCACUGGAAUAAUAAAUUUGAUAUGGUGACAAAUA
Gavialis gangeticus (Gharial) is the source of this 3688-nucleotide messenger RNA. It is a transcript of the gene EEF2, whose product is annotated as eukaryotic translation elongation factor 2. The record is from RefSeq and is a predicted model, not a curated record. Gene Ontology annotation, cellular component: cytosol; ribonucleoprotein complex. Bases 465 to 3041 code for a protein of 858 amino acids. Gene Ontology annotation, biological process: translational elongation. Lineage: Eukaryota; Metazoa; Chordata; Crocodylia; Gavialidae. Gene Ontology annotation, molecular function: ribosome binding; GTP binding; GTPase activity. The transcript is spliced from 15 exons.